This is a messenger RNA of Mesocestoides corti, 558 nucleotides long. The record is from the annotation of a GenBank genome assembly. Lineage: Eukaryota; Metazoa; Platyhelminthes; Cestoda; Cyclophyllidea; Mesocestoididae.
AUGGCUGCGCCUUCCGCUGGUUCAUCUGUUUUGGAUCCCAUUAAACGAACACUGGAAUAUGUUGAAAAAACUUUGCCAGGAUUCACCUGGAAUUUUCUUCGUGGGUUUAUGGAGAAGUUCGGUCUUAAAGAUUUUAUUGACAUCGAGGAAAUGUCUUUACGUUUAUCUGCUCUCGAUAACGAGAUUCCGUCAUACUCAUCAAGCGUUCCUCAUUCACAAGACCUAGAAAAAUGCGCAGCUGAGUUGAAGUAUAUACUAAGUCGUAUUCCAUCUGAAAUAUCAGGCCGUAACGAAUUUAUAGAACUAAUUAAAGAGAUCGCUAAUGCCAUUAAAAAUCUCCUUGAUUGCAUCCACUCAGUUUUAAAUGCUCUGGUCCCAGGUGUAAUUAAGCAAGAUCUUGACGGUCAUAUGGUAAACUUUGUGGAUUAUUCGAAGCGUUUCAGCAGCGCUCUCAAGGGCUUCUUCCGCGAUCACAGGACCAAUGAACUUUAUGCAAGUGCCAACAUGCUGGUCCAACAGACCAAUUUAAUACUCUUAUUUAUUCGUAACACACGUUAA